Carassius gibelio (silver crucian carp) is the source of this 6548-nucleotide messenger RNA. RefSeq names its product xylosyl- and glucuronyltransferase LARGE1. Gene Ontology annotation, biological process: protein O-linked glycosylation via mannose. NCBI's taxonomy places the organism in Eukaryota, Metazoa, Chordata, Actinopteri, Cypriniformes, Cyprinidae. The record is from RefSeq and is a predicted model, not a curated record. The transcript has 16 exons. Gene Ontology annotation, molecular function: xylosyltransferase activity; glucuronosyltransferase activity. The coding region runs from base 509 to 2734 and encodes 741 amino acids.
ACAAACAGGGAGUGUUGUGUGGACUAGAGGCCGCAGUAUUCAUAUUAUACGCAUCGAUAUCACAAAAAACGAUCGAAUAAAACGGCGCAUUUGGCGGAUCGCAAUGCACAACUGUAUGCAAGGGAAAAGGAGACGAUAUUUCCCGCUGAUCUUAUAAAUACAAACCACAUCAAUCAAAUCCAGCAUGCGGCAUUUUAUGCGCUGAUCUUGAAUCUGAAAUGAACACAAACGCGUCCUGAGACACUGACAUAUCUGUGCUAUCUCUCAUGGUGAAUCUGACUGGAUUUGUAAAGACGAUUGACAUUAAAGGCGUUAGUUCUUCAUUCAUGCACAUGUCGCACGGACACUGAAGAAUAUCUUUUUUCUGUCAUUUUGUUUUGUUUUUAGUGACAAUAACGGGCUCGUCCAGCCAAGCGAUCCAACGUCACAGAGCAGUGCCAUGCACCCCUGUCCACAGAGCUGAUGCCCACAUAGAGGUCUCUGAUCAGACACCCUCUGGCUGCAGAGGAUGCUGGGAAUGUGUCGCGGGCGCAGGAAGUUUGUAGCUGCCUCCCUCGCCCUGAUCUUUAUCCCAGCCCUCACCUGGCUCUAUUUGUCGUCUGCACAUUUCACAGUCAAACCUCUGCCUCUGUCGCCACUGGAUCCUCAGUCAUCUCUGCUGAUUGGAGCGGUCGCUGAGCAUCAGGAUUUGGAGCUGCGGCUACGAGAUGUGGAGGAACAUAACCAUGCACUGCGGAGAGAGAUUAGCCUGCUGCCCAGGGUUCCAACCCAUAGCAGCCAUCAUAGCAAGAGUCGCCAAGGCAACCAGUUACACACACAUUCUACAGAAGAAGGUACAGGUGAUAGCGAGGCUAAAAAAGGAGCAGCCUCGGGCAACCGCUCGGACUGUGUACCUCAGCCUGUGGUGAACAAAUGUGAGAGCAUCCAUAUUGCCAUUGUGUGCGCGGGCUACAAUGCGAGCAGAGAUGUUGUCACACUGGUCAAGUCAGUUCUGUUCCACAGACGUAACCCACUCCACUUCCAUAUCAUCACGGACUCCAUCGCUCGAAAGAUCCUGGCCGAUCUCUUCCACACAUGGAUGGUGCCGGCCGUUCACGUCAACUUUUAUGACGCUGAUGAGCUGAAGUCUGAGGUGUCUUGGAUCCCUAACAAGCAUUAUUCUGGCAUCUACGGCCUGAUGAAGCUGGUGCUGACCAAGACACUGCCCUCUGACCUACAGAAGGUCAUCGUCCUGGAUACUGACAUCACCUUUGCCACGGACAUCGCUGAGCUAUGGGCCGUCUUCCACAAGUUCAAGGGUCAGCAGGUUCUUGGUUUGGUGGAGAAUCAGAGUGACUGGUACCUUGGGAACCUGUGGAAGAACCAUCGGCCGUGGCCAGCGCUGGGCAGAGGCUUUAACACAGGUGUGAUUCUGCUGUUGUUGGAUCGUUUGAGGAAGCUAAAGUGGGAGCAGAUGUGGCGGCUGACGGCAGAAAGAGAGCUCAUGAGCAUGCUAUCUACAUCACUCGCUGAUCAGGACAUCUUCAACGCUGUGAUCAAGCAGAACCCAUUCCUGGUGCACCAGCUGCCCUGCUUUUGGAAUGUUCAGCUGUCGGAUCACACCCGCUCCGAAAAGUGCUACAAAGAUGUGUCUGACCUCAAGGUGAUUCACUGGAACUCUCCGAAGAAACUGCGUGUAAAAAACAAACACGUGGAGUUCUUCAGGAAUCUCUAUCUGACAUUCCUGGAGUAUGAUGGGAAUCUGCUGAGGAGAGAGCUCUUUGGCUGUCCCAGCGAAACAGACCACAACUCAGAGAAUCUCCAAAAGACCCUGUCUGAGCUGGAUGAAGAUGACCCAUGUUAUGAGUUUCGUCGGGAGCGCUUCACAGUCCACCGCACACAUGUCUAUUUCCUGCACUAUGAGUAUGAACCAGCCUUAGAUAACACUGAUGUGACACUGGUGGCCCAGCUUUCUAUGGACAGACUUCAGAUGCUAGAGGCCAUCUGUAAACACUGGGAAGGGCCCAUCAGUCUGGCCCUCUACCUCUCAGACGCUGAAGCCCAGCAGUUCCUGCGAUACGCUCAGGGCUCUGAGGUCCUGAUGAGCAGGAGCAACGUGGGAUACCACAUAGUCUAUAAAGAAGGCCAGUUCUACCCUGUUAACCUGCUGCGUAAUGUUGCUAUGGGGCAGGUCAAUACACCUUACAUGUUUCUAUCGGAUAUUGACUUUUUGCCCAUGUAUGGACUCUAUGAGUACCUCAGGAAAUCGGUUGUUCAGCUUGAUAUGGGGAACACUAAAAAGGCUCUUGUGGUUCCAGCAUUUGAAACUCUGCGCUAUCGGCUGUCCUUUCCCAAAUCAAAAGCAGAGCUCCUGUCACAACUCGACAUGGGCACUCUGUUCACAUUCAGAUAUCAUGUCUGGACAAAAGGUCACGCUCCAACAGACUUUGCCAAAUGGAGAACUGCUACAACACCAUACCGAGUUCAGUGGGAGGCCGACUUUGAGCCAUAUGUUAUGGUCAGAAGAGAAAGCCCAGAGUACGACCGGCGCUUUGUGGGUUUUGGGUGGAAUAAAGUAGCUCACAUCAUGGAGCUGGACGCUCAGGCAAUCCAAGAUGUAGAGUUUUUUGUCAUCGAUGUCACCAAUGGAUCCUCUGCAGUGAAUGGGUGCCGUCUGAAUGUCCAAAUAGGAGUACGAGUUUGUGGUUCUGCCCAAUGCCUACAUGAUCCACAUGCCCCAUGCGCCCAGUUUUGACAUCACCAAGUUCCGCUCGAACAAACAGUACCGUGCUUGUCUGAAGACACUGAAGGAGGAGUUUCAGCAGAAUAUGUCUCGGCGCUACGGUUUCGCUGCGCUUAAAUACAUGACAGUGGAUAACAACAGCUAGCUGAGCACAUUGUUCAGCAAACCAAUAAAAUAACUGCCAUGAGCUGAUGAAGUGCUGUUUGACAGCGCCUGUAUAGAUGUGUUCAGUGAAACUGAGAUUGCAGGGUCAUUAGGAGGCAUGGCUCGUGAUCAUCCAUUCAUUCAGGGAUCCGAUAAGACGUUUAUCAGUGGUGUUUGACAAAGGUGCCGAGAAAUAAACUGCUGAUUAGAAGUCAUUGAUGAACUUUUUUGAAAAGGCAAACAGAUCCCAAAAAUGGAAACUUCUAGAAUAAAUAAGGUCUGUUAUUACUUUUAAAUGAUCAACUACAACACUGAUGCACUUCAGAUUAAAGCCUUGAAUCUGUCUUUGUCAACCUGUCUAUCUUUCUGCCUUUCUAACCAUUUGCCUGCCUGUCUGUCAGUCUUUUUGUUUUUUUUUCUGCCUGUUUCAAAGCAUCCAUCUAUAUUUCUGCUCGUCUAAAUAUAUAUAUAUCUCAGUUUAUCUUUUUUGUCUACCUAGUUUACCCAUUUAUCAGUCCUUUCUGUUUAGUUUUCUCCCAAUCUCCGAUUCUGUCUCACUUUUAUUCAUCCCUACAAUCAGUUUAUCUCUCUACCUGUCUGUCUAACAGUUUCGCUGUCUAUCUACAAGUAUCUUUAUAUCUACAUCUAUAUCUGUCUAUCUCUUUCCAACAAUCUCUCCAUCUAACAAUCUGUCUAAAUCUGCCUCUCUAGCUGUCGGUAUCUCAUUCUGUUUGAUGUCUGUAUCAGUCUAACAAGGCUAACAAUUUGCAGAUUCACUAAAAACAAACCUUACAAACACUUCUUCUGUAGGUGAAGCUGGAAAAUGAAUGAUUAACGUGAACAUAGACACAUUUAUGUAGAUCGGGGUUGCAUUCUCUUCAAAAAAAAAUGUAAUCCCAUGCAUCUUCAGAGGCUCAGAUCUCAGAAGUAAAUAUUACAUCCAACAACAGAGCACCUCAAUUGCUUAGGAGACAUUCUUGUGUACAUCUGCUCUGGCAGUGAAACAAUGGUGGACUGAUGACAGCUCUCAGGGCGGCUCUAUAAGGUAAAACACCUGUUCAGUCUGUGCUGAAACGCCACUGUCAAUCAAACUAUUGUGGGAGGGGCGUGUUUAUGUGAAGACACACUGAAAGGCAUCUGAGAUUGGCUUGAUUUGACAAAGGGGUAAAGAUUUGAGCAGAUCUUGGGUGGGUGGAUUUUUAUCAUUUUAGGGUGGUUGUGUACAUGCACUGCCAACACACAUUUCAGUUCAAACAACUUGUAUAAGAGCAUGUAGCAUCAUAUGUUAUCAUUCUUAAACUAUCUAUUUCUCUCUAUCUCGAACAAACUAUAUCCAAGUAUCUGUCCAUCUCUCGUUCAUUUUGUCUGGGUAGAUCUUUUACAAUGUCUCAUCUAAUAAUCUGUCUGUAUCUCUUUACAUCUGUUUGUCUGCAUCUCUCUGUCUCUUUCCUUUUAACAACCCAUCUUUAUCUCAACAGUCUCUCUAUCUAACAAUCUGUCUAUAACAGUAUUUAUUUUUUUAUUUUUUUGUAAUGCCUUUAUUAUAGUAAGACAGAUCAAAUCUGACAGGAAGCAAAGUGGGGAAGAGAAAGGGAGGCGGGAUCGGGAGUCCUCGAGUCGGGAUUCGAACCCGGGUAUAUCGUCACGCUGCCCAAAAGGCUUUAUUUAUCUGUCGAACAGUCUGUCAGUUUAUAUCUCUGUCUAACAAUCUAAAUAUAUCGGUCUAUCCUCUUAUAUACUUCUUAUAUAAAUGCUCUCACUCUGUCUUCAUGUGAUCUGCCUGUCUAACAAUCUGUUCAUAUCUAUUUGUCUUAUAUCAAAUAUUUGCUUCUAAACUAUUUACUCUUUCUCUCUUUCUCGAUUCAAGGUUUCUUUCUCAGUGUUGACAGUGGUUGUGUGUGGUGAAGUAGUUGGAUAUGUGUUCAUUCUCAGUGCAGAUGUGAACAAAUGUAAUAAACAGGGAUCUUUAUUCCUCGGACUGGCAAUAAUACGUAAAGAGAGGCCAAAGUGAACUCUUUCUUGACAUAUUAGAGAUGGUUAUUUAAGUGUUACUGACUGUCAUUCUCCAUCAGAGGGCAUCACACACACCACACUAACAGACUUAUGCACUUAAAUACAGGCUUAAUUAACAGACUUACUGAUUUUUUUUUUCAUAAUUAGUUAAAGAUAGUUGAUUUAGAGUUGAUGCUGAUGCGGUAGCAGAACAUAAGUGUAUUUUAUUGUUACUUUGUACGCUGACUACCAGCCAACAACAUGUCUGACUCAGGCUCCUGUUGAUAUUUUGCCUUUUUUGCCAUCCUGACAGCACACAAACUCAACUUUUCAGAGACAUCUAUGUGUUAGUUCUCAAAUGCCAUCCUGUCUGAUGUUAUACUGACAUUCAGCAGUUUCUCACAUUUAUGACUGUGAGUUUUUGUGAACCAGAUAUUUGGAAGAUGUUUGUACACAAUAUUUAGAACUUGAUGGGUUCUUCAACAGGCAUCUCGGCAGCGUACAUGUGUAUCAAUGAAGUGCUUUUAAAAGGCUACAGUCUGUGUUGUGUGCAUUACAGUAUGCCUGUGAGAUCAUCUUUCUAAGCUGACCUCACCCACAGGACUGCUGCUUUAUUUCGUGUUAGUUUAUUGGUUGGGACGGACCAUAGACCGUCCACGCUAAUGUUCUAUAGUGCCACUUGUGGCAAAGCUGAGAACGCACUUGAACUUGCAUUACUUUACCAAUUGCCGUUGUGAUCAUUUUUGGAAGAAGUGUUUGUUUACAUACUUGCUUGGAGUAAGUUGUGGGCCUAAUACGAGCAGAAAAAAAAAAAGAUUUUCUGAAAACAAUGCAAUGAAUGCGUCUCAUAUUCAAAUCAACAGGUCCAUUAGAACAGACCUGGGCUAGUUGUCAAAAGUGGGUUUUUUUUUUUUUUUUUUUACAUUAUGACUAUUUCUCAGGGUGGGUUUAUUUUUUUAACGUCAGUUUCUGUAUAUGAACCAUACAGUCUUGAGAAAGCUAUUGAAAUAUUUUUACCGACACUGUCCUGGAAACAGUAACAGUUCAAAUUCAACACAGAUUCAUUACAGGGGCAUGUUGCCACACUGUGUGAAGUAAUAUAUUAGUCUGAUAAAUGCCUUUUCUUUUUAAAGUAUUUUGACAUGCACAUAUAUACAAAAAAAAAAAAAAAAAAAAAAAAAAACAUUAAAAAUUCUACUAAUGUCAGUGUACUUGGAUUUUACUUGUUUACUUGAUAUUCCCUGUGACAACUAGCCCCAGUCUCCUGUAUUAACUAUGUGAGAAGUAAAACCAGCAGAUGAAGUUAAUAAUGGACAACAUUUAUGCGUGACUUUUCUGAAGUAAAAUCUUCUGAAGGAUACUUUGUUCCAACCAUCCAGUUUUUUUUUUUUUUCAUUCAGUUGGAAACCAUACAUGUUACUGUACUAAAUAAAGUGCUGAUAUUUUCUGAUGUGGAAGCCUUAUCCCCUUCUGUGCGUUCAAGUUUCAGAUGUGGCAGUGUUACAACUGAUGUUCUGAGUGUUCAGUGAGAGGGCUGCUUCGAGCGGUGUCGUUAUUUUUCAGUAUUUUCUGAGUUUGUACGCGAGUUCUGAUCUGCUGAGCUAUGUGCACACUAGCUGAUCGAUGUGUGUGAUUAAUAUGAAUAUGAACGUGUCCAGGAUAACACUGAUAAAACUGCUUAUGAAUUCAA